Myxocyprinus asiaticus (Chinese sucker) is the source of this 3867-nucleotide messenger RNA. Its product is annotated as Ig heavy chain Mem5. The transcript has 4 exons. The coding region runs from base 18 to 800 and encodes 260 amino acids. Lineage: Eukaryota; Metazoa; Chordata; Actinopteri; Cypriniformes; Catostomidae. Gene Ontology annotation, cellular component: plasma membrane. The record is from RefSeq and is a predicted model, not a curated record.
UGAAGUCUGCAGACAGUAUGUAUGUACUCUUUUGGCUUGUCCUGCACUGUGUAAUAUCUCCAGAAGUGAUGGCUGGUACAGUUUAUCAGUUUCCCCCAUCAGUGCAAGUGAGAUCGGGUGACACGGUGACCAUGCACUGCCAGCUGAAUGAGGUACAGUCAUUUUGUCACACACUGGCCUGGGUGAGAGUUCACCCAGAGAGUGGAAUAAUAUUCAUUCUGCAGGACUCAGCCAUCCCAAUUCAGAUCACAGAUCAGGCGACGAGCACGGUAUGUCAGGCUUCUAUCUAUAAUGCAGUGGUACAAGACUCUGGGACAUAUUACUGCAUCGCUACAGACCGUGAGCAAAUGUACAUCGGGAAUGGCACAACUGUAACAGUACAAGCUGUCAGCACAGUGUCUGAACCAUCUAUUGAAGUCAUGGCAUUUGCCAGCAGCAACAAACACGACUCCACAAUCACUCUUCAGUGUACGAUUCGGGGAUUUGCUCCUUCACAGGUCUAUGUGUACUGGCUCAUAGGUAGCAAAAAGGAGAGUGGACAAACAGGAUUUUUCUGGGAGGAAAACAGAGAAAACUCCUCUGUGAUAACUCACAUUCAUUUUGCAGUAUCAGAUGAGGAGUGGAGGAGAGUAGGAGAGAGUACCUGUGUUGUAAAAUUUGCUGGAUACAUGUUCAACAAAACUCUACAUUAUUAUGAUAUCCAGGACACUUGUUAUACUGUCGUGAAAACAACAAGAAUUUGGGGACUUGUAACAUCUCUCCUUUUUUUCAUGACCUCACUUAUAUUAGCUGAAUGCUAGUAACCCACAGACUUUUAUUCUUUGACCAUUUGACCUGAAAACAUGCUGUAGAUAAGCUACUUACAGUAUAUCUUUACUUGGGACAACAAAAAGCUGUGAUCAAGCUGUGAAAUUCUUAUAAUACUUUAAUUAAUGGGGUUCAUGAACGACUAGUAAGUAAUUUACAAAUGCAUUAUAAGUUACUGAUAUGCCAUUUUUACCUCACAUGUUAUAAAUGCUUAAGAACACUUUUUCAACACUUGUAACCUAUGAAAAUUGACCUUAAUGUAAAGUGAACCCAUACACUAACUCUAUUAGGAACACUAUGUUCCUAAUAAAGUGCCCGACGUGGUCUUCUGCUGUUGUAGCCCAUCCACCUCAAGGUUCGACAUGUGCAUUUUGAGAUGUUAUUCUGCUUACUACAACUGUACAGAGUGGUUAACUGAGUUACUGUAGCCUUUUUUUUUUUUUUUCAGCUCAAAUCAGUCUGGCCAUUCUCUGUUGACCUCUCUCUUCAACAAGGCAUUUCCAUUUGCAGAACUGCCCCUCACUGGAUGUUUUUUUGUUUUUGGCACCAUUCUGAGUAAACUCUAGAGACUGUUGUGUGUGAAAAUCCCAGGAGAUCAGCAGUUACAGAAAUACUCAAACCAGCCCAUCUAGCACCAACAAUCAUGCCACACUCCAAAUCACUGAGACUAAGACUAGACAAGUUAGGACACCACUCGAAGUAGCACAGUUCUUUUGACAUCAAUGUGAAAAGGAAAGUGACAACACAAGUGAGUCUAGAGAUUACAGUAAUGAAUAUAAACACAAAGCGGAUGUAACAAAAUUACAUAAUCCUGCCUUUUAAUUUGACUAUAAUAAUCUAUUUUUGCUGUAUUGUCACAAAAAUCAUGAAUUAGGGCAUUUUUAUAUAAGUAUGUUUAAAUGCUCACUAUUUGGCAAGUAAUGCAUGAAAGUUGCCCUUUUUAUUCUUGCUGUUAUAACUGUAUAUCGAUUCAUAAUGCAUUUAUAAAGGACUUAUUAGUCAUUAAUAAGAUGCUUUAUCGGUGGUCUUCGGGCGCUACAUUAAGCAACUCCUGAGGAAUUGCAUUAUCUAACUGACUUGGACUUUAACUUGUGACAACUUUCCAUGAAAUGCUGGCUGUGUUUUUUUACAAAUUGCUUAAUGUCACACAGAUAAAUAAAUAAGUCAUUAAUAAACAGCUUUAUAAACCCCUCAAAAGGUGACAUUAAUGUAAACUGUUACCGAAAUUCCUACUCCACGGAGACAAAUAAUCUGCAAACAGUCCAAGGUUUAUUAUCACAGUUAUUACAAAUCCUAAGUAACAAAAACAGGCAAAUUCUAAAACCCCAAAAUGUGGGAAGUGCAAAGACUACUACUACUGUACUACUACUACUACUACAAGAAAUGAGCCCUCAUGUGGUGAACUCGAAGAACUGACAAAAAAUGGUUGAGAUAGUGUUGAGAUGCCACACACUUGUUCCAUACUGAAUACAAAUGCUAAGUACAAGUACAUCUAUGUGCUAGCCUUUAUUCACAAAAGUUUCAGUAUACCUUAUAAUUGAACAAAAACAACCUGAACAAUAAAGCAAUCAUAUACUGUAAUUAAAUGGCACACGUCACAGCUAAUAGGUCAAACAUCUCAACACAGAUAAAGAUUGAAGACUGAUAAGUCUGCAAUUCUGUUCCCAUUUUCCACCAUACUACAUCCACAAUACUGAUAAAUCCAUCCAUGUCUUCAGUCUUCUGUGCUAUGGCUUUUUGAAUUACUUCAGAUGCAGAUGACAUUCUGAAGUGUAGACUUCUUUAAAUCUUUAAAUAAUAAAUGUUGAAUAAAGUAAUUUUUAAUGUCGAUGGAAUCACUUUCUUUAUUAUGCGAAACACAAAAGGAGAUAUUUUGAACAAUUUCGUGAUUGUGGAUUUCCAUGCAAUAGCAGUUUACAGUGAUUCAUUUCAAAGCUUAUAAAAGGACCAAAAAGUAUCAUAAAGGAUGUCCAUGUGACUCGUGCAUCCUAUUCCAAGUCUUCUGAAGGAAUACAAUAGGUUUGGUGAGAAAUAAAUAGAAAUGUUUCAUAAAUAAGUCAUUUUUCAGUGAAAAUCUUUUGCACAUUCAUGAGUCCUCUGAGAUAUUCUUUUCACAGCGGCACGCGUGAAAAUCAAAUAAAAAAUACUGUUUCAGUAGCAUUCAGCUAUUAUAAACACGUACUAGAAGCAUUUCAAGGAAUGAAUAUCGAAAGCUAAUGAAAUUUUAGGUUUUCGUGAAUACUGAAUAUUACACCAGUGAGACCUGAAAACCUGCUUUUGUUAAGCAAAAACAUUUCUUAUAUGGGACCAAGCGUAGGCAUAAUCAAAAAAUAAUAUUGAUCAUUUAUGUAAUAUAUUUUAGAUCCAAGCAUAGGAACAAUUCUUAUAAUAGUUUAUUGUUUGGUGUCUGAUUCCUUCUAGUGCAAAAACAGCCUGACAAGAAAUGACUGACAGUUACAAAACAUGCUCAUCACAGUUCAUCACUAUUCAAAUUAUUGCUGACAAACACAAUUGGACUUUGGCAAACAUGUCCCAAUACCGUCCACACCAAGAUAUGCCUGGGACUUUAUCACUGUCACACAUGUUGGUUACUGUGCAAUCUAAACACAAAUUUUCUUACACUUUCAGAAACGUUAAGGUUUUACAAAUUCAAUGUAAACAUCAAACUGAAUAAUUAACAAUAAAAAUAAAUCACAAUUAUCUGUAUAAUUAUAGAUCUGUCUCUGUAUUAUUAUUAGACUCUAAUGUGUUGCUUACCACUGCAGACAAACUUUCAGUCAGUGUGCUUUGUUUACCUGUUAAAGUGUAAAUAAAAUAUGUUGAGUGAGUUCUAUAAUAAAAGGAGAGAGUUAUACAGUUUAAUUAUUUAUUAGAGUUAAAACAAGUUAUUACAUAUACUGGCAGAUUUAGUGCACAGGCUAUACGCACAGACAGUUACGGUGGAAUUGUCAUAUUACAAUAGUUCAGAAAAUCUUUCCAAGUAUGCCUGAAACAAAAAUGCUUUAUAGUUUAGUACUGUUGCUUCUGAUUUCAAUAAUGAAUUAUAGAAUCAUGGGGCUG